UUUGUCCACUUCUCCACUCUCCCCCCUUCUCUCUUACAAAACUUGUGGUUAUCGACUUCGCUCCCUUCAUUGAGUGCUAAUUUGACAAAAAAAUCCAUACCCUUUUCCACCCUCUUCUUCAUUGGCUACCAUGUGCUGUUCUUCACAUUUAUUAUUGUUUUUGUUAACCCAAUUGUCUUCUCGAAUCUCCUUUUACCCUCUCAGGUCCCGCUAAUCCAACCCCAUUUCUUAAUUUUCUCUGUUUCUUAUUUUUUUAUUUCUUUCAAUUCCAUUCUCUCUCUUACCCAUCAUCGUUUUCGUUGUCAAACGUCAAAACCCAUCUCUAAUGGAGCUUUAAAUUGGUCUAGGAAACCUUAGGAACUUGUCGUUGUUGUCGUUAUUGGUUCGUGAAUUUUGGGUUGUUCGUGUUUUCGUCGAGGGGGUUUGGUUUAUUAUUUGGGGCAAAUUCUUUUUUGGGUUUUGUUGUGCGGUUGAUUUUGUUUGGGGGGAGGAAAUGAGAGUGGGGAGCUUCAAUUAUGAGAACACUUUGUGACGCUUGUGAAAGCGCUGCCGCUAUUGUCUUUUGUGCUGCUGAUGAAGCCGCCCUUUGCCGCUCUUGUGACGAGAAGGUUCAUAUGUGCAAUAAACUUGCAAGUCGACAUGUAAGAGUUGGCCUUGCAAAUCCCAGUGAUGUUCCCCGUUGUGAUAUAUGUGAGAAUGCACCUGCUUUCUUUUACUGUGAGAUAGAUGGAAGUUCCCUUUGUUUGCAAUGUGACAUGAUCGUUCAUGUUGGAGGGAAAAGGACACAUAAGAGAUACCUUUUGCUACGGCAGAGGGUUGAGUUUCCAGGAGACAAACCUAUAAAUCUUGAUGAUCCAUCUCCACAGUCCAAGGUUCCUAAUGAGAUUGGUAAAGUACAUAAUCAGCCACCACCGCAUAAAGUGACAGUAGAAGACACCCAGCAAAAUCAUCACCGACUAUCACCUGUUCGAGAGGCCAAUGAUGAUGGUCAUGCCGAGACUGAUACGAAAAUGAUCGAUUUGAAUAUGAAGCCUCAUAGGGUCCAUGGCCAGGCUGCUAAUAAUCAGGUUCAAAUGCUUUUACUCAUCUCUUCCUUCAAUAGUGUUCAACUGUUUAUAUGCACUGUGGCAUCGUAUCCAUUCGGAAUUUUCAAAAUGGUUCCAAUUUCCUAAUUUAAUCGCCAACUCGUCAUUACUAUUGAGUGACAACUUGUCUAUUAGAUGAAACAACCUCUUUGGAACAACUUUUCAAGGGCUUUGAAAAAGAGAGGUUAAAGUAGUGUGAUCUUAAAAGAGUUUUUAAACACACAGAAAAUUAUUCCAAACCGACCUUAAACCAACCAAUUGAUUUACUCUGACAACUAAUAGAAAAUGAAUGGAUCCAUACCAUGUCCUUGUCCUCCUUUGCUAUAAAGUAUCUCAUGAUCGAUCAACUACUGUGUUUAUAUGUAUUAAUGUUGCAAGUAUAGUUGCCGCACAGAUAUUAGAACCAACAAAAACCAAAGCUUAUCAUCAUACUUGCUGGUAUCCAUAUUAGCAAAGAUAUGUUUAGUCCAGAGAUAUUACAUAAUUUUCCAAGACAUGUAUACACGUGUAGUAAUUAAUAAUUCGGUUUCCUUUUCAGGAUCUAUGAUCAUGAACAAACAAAGCAUGGAUUUUGAUAACACAUCGACACCAUUGCAUUCAUCAAUCUUCCCCUUGCUUCUGAUUCAAAGCAGAAGCUGUCACGGUUGGUCGUAGUGGAAACUUACAUUGUUUGUUUCGGUGGGGGGGGGGGGAGGGGGGGACGGUGUCGAGCUUGUUUAGUAAUCUGUAGAGAAGUGGUUGGAUAGAUUUGAAAGCAAAAAAAAAAAAAGAUAAGAUAAAAGCAGUGCUUUUUUAGUGAAAUUGAAGGUGCUGUAAUAUUACAAACUGAGACACAGACCCAGCCAGCAGUUGUUGGGAGGGCAAGUUGGUGUAGGGUACCCCUUCUUUUGUAUUUGGUUGGAACAAAAACAAAAACAAAAUACAAAAAGGCGGCUGCUUUCAUUUUA
Molecule: messenger RNA, 2032 nt
Organism: Cucumis melo (muskmelon)
Lineage: Eukaryota; Viridiplantae; Streptophyta; Magnoliopsida; Cucurbitales; Cucurbitaceae
Product: B-box zinc finger protein 18-like
Exons: 4
Coding region: 516-1172 (218 amino acids)
Biological process (GO): regulation of DNA-templated transcription; photomorphogenesis
Cellular component (GO): nucleus
Molecular function (GO): zinc ion binding
Source: RefSeq, a predicted model, not a curated record